Aureococcus anophagefferens is the source of this 1610-nucleotide messenger RNA. RefSeq lists its product as hypothetical. NCBI's taxonomy places the organism in Eukaryota, Pelagophyceae, Pelagomonadales, Pelagomonadaceae. The annotation marks the transcript as partial. The record is from RefSeq and is a predicted model, not a curated record. Gene Ontology annotation, molecular function: protein binding. The transcript has 2 exons.
ACGGAGGAGCAGGCGGCCCAGCAGCCGCACCGCACCUACUACUACCGGCAGAACCACGGCGAGGCGGGCUGCGAGGCGUCCAUCGCGCGCUGCACGGCGGAGCUCGCGAGCGCGUCGGGCGAGGUCGCGCGGGCGCUGCGGCGCGAGCGCGCGGGCUACCACGCGCGCGCGGGGUCCUACGACGCGGCGCUCGCGGACUACAGCGCGGCGCUCGAGCUCAGCGUCGGCGACCUCGACCGCGACGGCGCGUCCGCGGGGCUGCACCAGGCGCGCGGCGAGGUGCUGGAGAAAUUGGGGCGGACGGGCGAGGCCAUCGACGACUUCACGCGGUGCCUCGGCGAGGCGCCGAACCGCGCGUCCGCGCUCUACGCGCGCGCGUCCUGCCGGAACAAAUUGGGCGACUUCGCGUCGGCCAUCGACGACUACCAGCGGGCGCUCGCGCUCGACGAGGCGCGGGACCCGAAGGGAGCUUUGGGCGAGAAGCGGCCGAGUCUGGCCCUCGGCGCCGACGCCUACGCCGCGGCGCGCGAGCGCGCGCUCCGCGAGGCGAUGGCGGAGGAAACGCCCGAAAAACCGCCGUCGCCCAAGCGGCCGUCGCCGAAGCCGUCGCCGAAGAAGCGGUCGCCGGUCGACGCGUCGCGGUCGCGGCGCGCCGCCGAGGCGCACCAGCGGGGGGUGGCGUUGCGGCGGUCGGGCGAUCUGGUGGGCGCGGUCGACGCGUACUCGCGUGCUUGGAGCUGUCGCCGAAGCACUUCCGCGCGCGCUUCGACCGCGCGUUCGCGCUGGACGCCCUGGGCGACCUGCCGCGGGCCGUGCUCGACUACACGGCGGCCAUCGCCAUCGACGCGUCCCACGCGCUCGCGUGGUACAACCGCGGCAUCGCGCACGAGCGCCUGCGAGACGCCGAGGCCGCGGUCCUCGACUUCACCAAGGCCAUCGAGCACGCGCUCGCCCGCGAGGCCGGCGCGGCGAAGACGGGGGCGGCGGCGAAGGAUCGCUUCCCCGUCGCCGACUUCUACCACAACCGCGCGUUCUGCAAGCGCAAGCUCGCGGACUUCUCGGGCGCCGUCGACGACUACGCGGCGGCGCUCGCCAAGGACCCGAAGCACUUCAAGGCCCUCUACAACCGGGCCUUCUGCCUCGACGCCCUGGGCCGUCGGGCCGAGGCGUUGAAGGACUACGAGGCCGCGCUCGCGCUGCGGCCCGCGCACGCGUCCGCGCACCACAACCGCGGCGUCGUCCUCGAGAAGUUGGGCGAGCUCGAGGCCGCGCUCCGCGCGUUCGACACGGCGAUCCAGCUCGUCGGCGACGGCGCCGACAAGGCGCCGCCGCCGCCCGGCCGGCGGCCGCGGGCCGACUCGCCGACGGCCGACGACAGCCAGUGCCUCGGCGCCGCGCUCUACGCGCGCGCGCUCGUGCUCGACCGCCUCAAGCGCCUCGACGACGCGGCCGAGUCCUUCGACCGGGCCGUCGCCAUCCGCCCGGACGACGCGGAGUACCACCACGCGCGGGGCGCCAACGCGCGCCACCGGGGCCUCCACGCCAAGGCGAACAAGUGCUUCUCUGUGCCGAAACCAACCACUGGUUUGGGUGGUCCUGACCAAACUUGA